CCGCCCCCGGAAGCCCAUGGGGGUGGGAGGGAGGGAGAGCGCAGCCUAAAUGGUUAGGGGGCUUGGCUUGGGAGACCCCCAGGGCUCAAACACAAAUGCAUUUUGUGUUUUCAUCUUGCAUCUCUAUGCUGUGACAUUUUUUAUGCCCCGAGAUCUACGGACAAGGCCUUUGACAAGGCAGGCGGCCCUGGAGGUGACCGCACGGCAUUGCCGAAAAGAAGCAGAGCAGUAUGGCCAGUGUGUGGCUGCCAACCCUUCCUCCUGGCAGCAGGACUGUCACCAGCUCAAGCUUGAAAUGGCCAAGUGCACGUCAUCCCAAGCCUCCAGAUCUCACCCCCCACUGGACCUGGUCGAUGCCAUACAGUCAAACCUCGGUUUACGCCUACCUCGGCGAGCGACCGCUUUGGCGAGCAACUGCCGUGGACCCGGAAGUGUUUACAUCCAGGUUCCGCAGCAUCGGAUGCGCAGACACGAUCUGCGCAGCUCACGCACGCGCAGAAGUGUGCCUUCGGGGAGUGGCCGCUUUGGCAAGCGUCUGCCUCCACGGAACGGAUUGCGGUCGCAAACCGAGGUGUGGGGACAAAGACUGAGAGAAAGUGGUUUGCCAAAGGCUACUAACCCAAUUGUACAGAAAAUCCGCCACGAUUGCGCCGAACCAUUUUCUGCAUUCGAACAGUGUCUUAAGCUGAACCAGGCGUCUGUAGUCAAUUGCACUGAACAUGUCCAGAAAUUCCUGCUCUGUGCUGACCAGGUGAAACUGGCCACAUAAGUACCAAAAAAGGUGAUCUUCUCUGUGUUAACUCUGCGGUGUCCACUGGAUUAAAGGUUCCUGGUUCCAGGAAUGGCAACAACGUCAUCCUCAAGAUCUACUAGGACACAAGAAUUGCUUCCCGGUCCUGGAAGCCCAUUUCUGCAGCCCUGCCUGCCAAUGCCAUCUCAGUGUGCCACAUUGAAGUGCAACUUCUGAUCAAUAAACCAUGGGAACCACAUCAGCAUGACCAUGGUAGUCUCAGCUCCAUCUGCAAAGCCAGCCCUGCCUCUUGGAGCCCAG
Molecule: messenger RNA, 1051 nt
Organism: Zootoca vivipara (common lizard)
Lineage: Eukaryota; Metazoa; Chordata; Lepidosauria; Squamata; Lacertidae
Source: RefSeq, a predicted model, not a curated record